This is a messenger RNA of Schistosoma turkestanicum, 1956 nucleotides long. Lineage: Eukaryota; Metazoa; Platyhelminthes; Trematoda; Strigeidida; Schistosomatidae. The record is from the annotation of a GenBank genome assembly.
AUGGAUCAAAACCCUUUGUUACUGAAAAUACAGAGAAUCGUAAAUGAAACACCGGAAAAUGAGGGACUGUUACUAAAUGGACUAAACUCCAUCCUUCCCCUCAUAGUAAACAAUUCUAUUACAAGUCGAAGGACUCUUCGUAGCAAUUUGGAAAAAAAUCAAUUAAGUUACUAUGAAAACCUUCUAACGUCGUUUGGUGAUGUGAAAAAGCGUCUAGAUGCUCUUGAUACUUGUGUCAAUAAUAUGUUAGAAACAUGCCUUCGGAUGAAUGGGACGUUAACUUCUGUUAAAUCGAAGACAGUAUGCUUAGUAGGAGAAGCACAAAAGUUAAAAUCGGACAGUGAAGUGGCGGAAAUCAAGGCAUAUUUAUUAGAACUGUUAGCUAGUUCGUACCAAAUCUCCGUAAAAGAUACAGAUAUAUUGUCUUCCAAAAUUAGCCACAUAGAUGAUACAUUUUUUUCAGCUCUUUCACGUGGCAAAGAAAUAAAACAGUUGUUACAGUCAGACGAAUUAACUUUCAGCUGCUCAUUGACGACUGAAGUAAUAGAAAUUUUGGACAAGGCAUAUGAAAAUCUGUAUGAGUGGGCUCAAAAUGAAUGCAUAAAACAGGUUCAAGAAACACCUGAAAUAUCUCUUCAACUUCGGCGUGCUUUUUCAGAGUUACAAAAUAAACCAGUCCUUCUAAAGUACUCUCUUGAUGAAUAUGCUGGUGCCCGUCGCAAAGCCUCUGUUAAAUAUUUUCUUGAUAUACUCACAGUUGAAAUUGACUCGAACUCUAAUGUCCAGAAUCAUUCUGUUGACAUGAUUCAUGCGAUACACAUAGAAACAAAGUCACCUGAUCAUGUACGACUUGUGAGUGAUAUACUUGCCUGUGUUCAUCAAAUUACAGCCUCGGAGAAAGAGUAUAUAAAUAGUCUUUGCAUGGACUGUCAUGAUACAUUAAUUGCAGACUUGAAAACCAUUUGUUUGGAUACAAUUACCGAGAGUUUAUGUCACUAUCUUAAAUUGAACAUGGAAAAUCUGUUGGCAUCUCAUCAUGAUGCCGUUACAUUAUAUAAAAUGAAUAAUGUCAUAAGAUUUUAUCAACAUACAUUUAGAUCACUACUUAAAUCUACCGCCUCACUCAAUUUAUGCCUAGAUGAAAUCCAAAAACUCUGUAAAAGGCUAUUACUUAGCACUGUAAAACAAUUUGUAAAACAAACUUUAGAACAACCUGAUCACCCAAACCUAGAUUUAUCUCCGAAUGAACUAAUCACUGAUACUCUACAAUUGCUCAUCCAAAUCGUCGGUGGUCAGGAUAUUUCAUUACUACCAAACGAUGAAAUUAAAGUUGAACGUACAGAGAUGAUCGACUGCUUGGUAACUCCUUUGAUUACCUACUGCGAAUUGUCUGCCGGCCUGCUGACCCUUAAUUCAUUAUCUCACACUAAACAACUGAACGACCAACAACUCAUUCUUUCACCUGAUAGUCCUUCAGUGUCAGUAUACCUAGCUAACUGUUUCAAUAUAAUUCAAGUUAGUCUUUCAGAAGUUCCCUUCGGUGCUAGUCUAGUUGAACAAAUCGCACUGAAGUUGGAUAAGUGCUUGGAUUCAUUGGUUACUGCGCAAGUUUCAUUUAUACUUGAACGGACAGGGCUUCUGUUAGUGAACCAACGACUCGACGCCGUUCAGAAUUCCAGUACAUCUCAUUAUCCAAUAUUGGAAAUUCGCGACAUGAUGAUGGACUUCAACAAUUACUUAUCGGACCCAGACAAACUAUCCCUUCCCGAUGUGAACAAACUAUGUUCCCAACAGCUACGGAGGUUGGUUCGUCGCCGUUCUGCCGACCAGAUUCAUAGUUACUACCAAUCCGUUCAUCAAGCAAUCACGAAUGUAAUGAAACCGUGUUUGGACAAAGAGUCGACCGUAGAAUUGUAUACUCCACAGCAUGUUGCUGAACUCAUUCUCAACUUCUGA